Neospora caninum is the source of this 1230-nucleotide messenger RNA. RefSeq lists its product as uncharacterized. The transcript has a single exon. NCBI's taxonomy places the organism in Eukaryota, Apicomplexa, Conoidasida, Eucoccidiorida, Sarcocystidae. The record is from RefSeq and is a predicted model, not a curated record. The coding region runs from base 1 to 1230 and encodes 409 amino acids.
AUGCGAUUUCAUGCCUUGUCGGUGGACCACAAGUCGCUUUCAUUACGGGACCGCAACACAUGCAACAUGGAACGCCACGCGCUCCAAAUCGUGCUGCUCGCUUUCCUCCUGGCUGCCGCGGUGCCCUGCGCCGCGUCUGAGGCCUCUGGAUCAGAGCCUGAACCAGAUUUCACCGUUACCAUUAGCAAAGAGGGAAUUAGGGAAAACAGCCAACGGGAGUUUUCGCUCGGGCCUUCCGCCACUCUCCGUGUUGUCGACGAGACCGGCAAAGCGACUCUCCUGCCGGCUCCGAGCGCCGCCGCCGAAAGUGAGGCGGGACAGUACAGCGUCGCGUACGUGUUUGAGAACGGGCAGUGCAACUUCGAAAAAACAGUCGCAUACAAGGACGCCUUCCCUGGCUACUCGCAACAAUUAUGGGUCCGUACCGGAACUGAGGCUGGGAACGAGGAGGAGGGUGCUGGAAAUGUUGGGAACUACACAUUUACGAAUCCUCCUGAUGAGUAUUUGAGUGGAGGGGUCAGUUUCUGUGUGAGGUUCACGACAUCCCAAUCGACGACAACCACCACCACGACCACGUCAACGACGGCAGGCUCUACAAAGUCGCCCGGUUCCUCAUCUGAGACGACUGGCAGCGGAGAGCCGUCAACAGGUGCCGGAAGCGGUCUAGUCCCCCUGGAGCCAUCGGAAGUCAUCGAAGGUGAUACGGAGCUGGAGCCAGGCGCAGGCAGCGAAGAGGAAAAGGGGAGCCUCGAGGAAGCCGCUGAAGCAAAGGCGAAUGAUGCCGAGACUGUUCGGGUGGUUUCUAAAGCCGCGGCUGAGUCCUCCGGAAGUCAAACAGGGUCGAAGCAGUCAGAAUAUGCGAAUCCCUCUAGUUUAUCUCAUUCAUCGGGUGACGAAACUGUUGCAGACCAAGUCUCAAAAGACCUCAACGUUUCUGCAUCUACCACCUCGGCAGGUAGUGCAGCCUCCUCCGCCACAGAAAAACAACCAGCAACUUCUCAAUCUUCCGAGACAACGACAAAGCUACGCACACCGGUCGGGACUGGAGACAAAACAGGUACUGGUGGUGAGGCCCCCAGUCGCUUGAGGCGGCUUUCAGACUCAACGGUUUCAGAAGAGAAAUACCUGACCAUCGUCGUGCACUCCGCUGCUUCCGGUUCUACCGCCGGGACAUUGACGCUGUCAGGUGCUGUGAUGGCAUUGACAGCCUCACUCCUGGCCAUCUUUUAA